Dictyostelium purpureum is the source of this 936-nucleotide messenger RNA. RefSeq lists its product as uncharacterized. Gene Ontology annotation, biological process: proton transmembrane transport; potassium ion transport. The transcript has a single exon. Gene Ontology annotation, cellular component: mitochondrial inner membrane. The coding region runs from base 1 to 936 and encodes 311 amino acids. Lineage: Eukaryota; Evosea; Eumycetozoa; Dictyosteliales; Dictyosteliaceae. The record is from RefSeq and is a predicted model, not a curated record.
AUGCGUGUGUUUUUAUUUAAAAUUAUUAAUAAACAAAGAUGGACAUUGUAUAUUGAGAAAUCAGAAUUUUUUUCAAAGAAAUUUGAAUUGACCCCAACCACAACUACAGCAUCCACCUCAAAAACCAAUUUAAUAUUAAAUAAAUUAAAAAACAUUGCAAUUGAAUCAAAGAACGAGAUUGAAAAUGCUCAAAGUGGUGUAGGAUUAAAGGGUAAAUUAAAAGCAAUGUUGGACUAUAUGGAAUCAAAGAUUCACCCAGAAGAGGCAAUAUUACAACAAUUUUCAAAAUUAAAUAAUAAGAAUGUAAUUAAACAAGGACACCACAACCAUAGUGAUCAACACCAUCACCAUGAACUACGUCAUCACGAAAAAAACAGAACCCAAAUUCAACUCGAUCACUUUAAUGACCACAGAGACAAACCAAGUUUUCAAAUUUACUACCCAUCCAACAUAGGUUACAGACGUGCUCAAAGAUUCUCACAAGUAUUAAUGAAACAAAAAAUUCAAUACCAUAAAAAAUGGCUUACCAUCAAUAGUCUUUUAAUACCAGUUACAUUUGCUGCUACCAUUUUGCCAGGUCCCAAUGUAUUUUUAGCUUAUAAUCUUUAUAGAUGCUAUGGUCACUAUCAAGCUUUAAGAGGAUGUAAUAAUCUUUUAACUUUUUCAAAAGACCAUGGAAGAGUUUUAUUUAAACCAAGUUUAGAAAUGUUUGAAUGUUUAAACCAAGAACAACAACAACAACAACAACAACAUGAGCAAGAAAUACAAAAAAUUACAAAUACCGAAAAUAUAAUACCAACAGCCACAACAACAACAACAACAACAAAUAACAAUAAUAAUAUCCAAAAUAACAACUAUGAAACCCUAUCCGAAAGACUAAGAAUACCUGGCUUGUUUGAAUAUGUUAAAAGAAUUGAAUCUUUAGAAACUAAAUAA